CUUUUCUCCCAGGUCCUUGUUGUGAGUAAAAGGUCAUUUUGGAGGAAGACAACCCGAAGGAGGCACUAUGAUGGGCAGCAUCGAGGGACUUGAGAGGUUUGACAGUCCUGGGAAAGGCAGAGGUCUCCGUGUUACCAGACCCUUUAAAGUUGGAGAGUUGCUGUUUUCCAGCCCGGCGUACUCUUUUGUGCUGUCAUUAUCAGAGAGAGGCUGCUACUGCGAGUUCUGCUUUACCAGGAAAGAGGGCUUGGCAAGAUGUGGAAAGUGCAAGAAAGCCUUCUACUGCGGUGUGAAAUGCCAGAAAGGGGACUGGGCCAUGCACAAGCUGGAGUGCUCUGCAAUGACUGCAUUCGGAGAGAACUGGUGCCCGUCAGAGAUGUCCCGCCUGGUGGCCCGGAUCCUCGCCAAGAAGAAAAUGCAGAAAGAAAGAUGUGCUUCUGAGAGGAUCUUGCUCAUAGAAGAGAUCCAAUCACACGUGGAGGAUGUAGACAAUGAGAAAAGAGAGAUGACUGAGUCAGAUAUUGCCGGACUGCAUCGCUUUUUCUCCAAACAUUUGGAGUUGCCCGACCAUAAAGACCUUCUCACACUCUUCUCCCAGGUUGCCUGUAAUGGUUUCACUAUAGAGGAUGAUGAACUGUCCCACAUGGGUACUGCAAUCUACCCAGAUGUGGCACUGAUAAACCACAGCUGUCUUCCCAGUGUCAUAGUCACAUAUAAGGGGACGUCUGCUGAGGUUCGAGCAGUGAAGAACAUGAAUCCUGGAGAUGAAGUGCUCAUCAGCUACAUAGACCUCCUCUAUCCAACCGACGACCGUAACAACAGGCUGAGAGAGUUCUAUUACUUCACCUGUCAAUGCCAGGAAUGCAAAACCAAGUCCAGUGACAAGGCAAAGUUGAAAGUGCGUAAGCAGAGUGACCCCAUCGAGCAAGAGGUCAUCAGCAACAUGGUGCGCUAUGCCAGGAAAACCAUCAGAGAGUUCCGGGCCCUCAAACGCAUAAAAACCCCUAGUGAGUUGCUGGAGAUGUGUGAACAGAGCCUGGAUGAGAUGGGUGCUGUCUUUGAUGACAACAAUGUCUACAUGCUUCACAUGAUGUACCAGGCCAUGGGGGUUUGUCUCUACAUGCAAGAUCCAGAUGGAGCUAUCAGAUACGGCGAGAAGAUCAUCAAACCUUACAGCAAGCUGUAUCCACCCUACUCUUUGAAUGUGUCCUCCAUGUACCUCAAGUUGGGCAGACUGUACAUGGGGCUGGAGAGGUACUCAGUGGGCAUCAGCACUCUCAAGAAGGCAAUGGCCAUAAUGGAAGUGGCUCAUGGGAGGGAUCACCUCUACUUGACAGAGUUGCGCAAAGAGAUGACACGAAAAUGAUGAGAAAGGAAAGAAAUGAUGUUGAACACAGCUCAUCCGAAGCGACUGCAAACACUCCUUUGAUUAGGAGCUUCACAGAACUGAAGAAACAUUCUACUCUUUUUGAUACUGAAGCAAAGAUAGAGAGCAUUCAUGUUUUUUAUGCAAAGUGUUGUGCAACAAAAAUAUUUUUGGAUAUUUAACUUUUUACAACAGUGUUAUGUAUGCAAGAACCUAUUAGUUUGUUGGAUGCAGGAUACUUUUGUACCAAGCGUGCAUUUAAUGUUCAGUUAUAGGCAAAUGUGAAAGUCUGACAUUGUAAACACUGCUUUUUAUUCAUGUUGACCAUAAGGUGUUUAAUAGUUAUUUUCCAAAUUGUUUGUUUAGGCCUGUGACUGACACGUCAGCUGGGUCCUGUCAUUUAUCGGGGUCAAGUUGUUUACAUAUGUGUGUGUGUGUGUGUGUGUGUGGGGGGGGGUCAAUUCAACAAAAUCCCUGUCAGCCAAUCAGGACAGCUGCCUCACCACAAGGGGCCUAAUAAAGCUGCAGAACGGGCCUGAGUCACAAUGGCGAUUUGGGAUAGAGCACCGUCAGGGGCAUUGGGAAAAAGUGGACGGAGUACCCAGGGCCCUCAUGUGAGGAGGACCCAAAAGGAUGAUAGAAUGAAUAGCUGUGGAUGCGGGGAGGGGCCCAUAGAAAAUGCCUUUCUACAGGGGCCAGAAUUUUGUGCUAUGCCCCUGAGCACCAUGUUUGCACUAGAACUUUGUGUGAGUGCUCUGUGCUAAUUAAUGUCUCCAGUACUGAGAGAGAACCCCCUUUCCAACACAUGCAUUAUUAUUAGCUAAUGGAAAUCAUUACAAAAUUCCCAAAUAAAUGAAUUUGUGGCAACAGUC
Messenger RNA from Perca flavescens (yellow perch), 2238 nucleotides. Its product is annotated as N-lysine methyltransferase SMYD2-A. Gene Ontology annotation, molecular function: protein binding. Lineage: Eukaryota; Metazoa; Chordata; Actinopteri; Perciformes; Percidae. Gene Ontology annotation, cellular component: nucleus. The record is from RefSeq and is a predicted model, not a curated record. The transcript is spliced from 12 exons. Bases 68 to 1366 code for a protein of 432 amino acids.